AUGCACAGGACCAAGUACAUGUACAUGCUCGACCGACCCUUUCGAGUGAGUGCACCUGGAAAGCUCCAUGUCUCAGCGACGAAAUCGGCACCCGGCGCGAUAAAACCCGCCAACGGCGCCCGCACCUACUACUCCUCCACGGUCUCGUACCACGAGGCGGACGCCCAAAUGGCCGUCAGCGUGAGACACCCUCCGGAACAGCGGGAGCGUCAACCGGCCGUUCCUGGCAUGUGCUCAUGUGCGUUGCAUCCGGGCGACGCUGUGCGAUGCAUCGACAGGCAAGGCAGGGAAAUCUUCAAGGCGGGCCCUGACAGGUGCGCCGCCGCACGCACGGCCUUGACCGAACGCUCGGUGAACCUCGGGUUCUCGUUUCAUGAGUCGUGUGGCGAUCGAAGCGGCCGGCUGGAAUGGAACCUUGGAAGCAUUUUUCUGCUUCGCGUGCGCUGCGCGGCUCCGCUUGUCGCUGCCCAAGAGGCGCCCGUAGGGGCCGUAGCGGACCUUCAGGGUGAUUACAGUGGGGGGCUGAGGGGCAGCCGAUGCCGGUGCGAUGGGCGGGCGGCGCUUGGCUCCGGCUCUGGCGCCCGCCGCCGUGAACCUGGAAAAUUGUCAUGCAGGCCCGGAGGCCAGAUAGUAGGUUGGCGAUGA
This is a messenger RNA of Purpureocillium lilacinum, 645 nucleotides long. NCBI's taxonomy places the organism in Eukaryota, Fungi, Ascomycota, Sordariomycetes, Hypocreales, Ophiocordycipitaceae. The record is from RefSeq and is a predicted model, not a curated record.